Halichondria panicea is the source of this 2566-nucleotide messenger RNA. RefSeq lists its product as uncharacterized. The record is from RefSeq and is a predicted model, not a curated record. The transcript has 8 exons. Gene Ontology annotation, molecular function: GTPase activity; protein binding; GTP binding. NCBI's taxonomy places the organism in Eukaryota, Metazoa, Porifera, Demospongiae, Suberitida, Halichondriidae. Bases 77 to 2566 code for a protein of 829 amino acids. Gene Ontology annotation, cellular component: Golgi apparatus. Gene Ontology annotation, biological process: signal transduction; vesicle-mediated transport.
UUUAUCAGGUGACCGCCUUCUAUAGCGACCCUUUGCAAAAGUCAGCUCAAUGCUGCUCUGUUGAUUUUUCCUAGCAAUGGCUGAGAUUGGAUAUCUGUACCAGUUCAGACUCAUCUUGAUAGGAGAGAGCACAGUGGGCAAGUCCAGCCUCCUCAGGCAGUUUAAGGAGGGCGAAUAUUUUGCAGACAUUAGUCUCACAGUAGGUGUGGACUUCCAUGCCAAGGUGGUGGAGGUGAAUGGGUUCCCUAUCAAGCUACAGCUGUGGGACACUGCUGGACAAGACCGAUUCCGAGCCAUUGUGAAAGCGUACUAUCGAAACGCAGUUGGAGGGCUGCUUGUGUAUGAUAUAACAAGCCGUGACUCGUUCUCCAAGCUCGACAUCUGGUUGGAAGAUGCCUUGAGGAAUGCUGAGCCUCACAAACCUGUGUUCCUGCUCGUAGGCAAUAAGUGUGAUCAAGAGAAGUCUCGUGAAGUCUCAAAAGAAGAAGGGGAACAAUAUGCUCGAGAUCAUGAUAUGGAGUACAUUGAAACAUCAGCAAAGACGGGUCGAUAUGUCGAUGAGUGUUUCUACAGAAUAGCCAAGAGGAUUUUUCAGAUGGUUCACGAUGGCUACAUUACUGUGCAAGAUGGCUGGGAUGGUGUGAAAAAAGGUGAUCCCACAACGAACACUGGAAGGAGGCCUCCCUAUGGAGAUGGUCACUACAAUGGAACUGUAUCUUUUCAAGGCAAUGUCACCAAGGAAAGAGACUCUGAUUCUAAAAGAAAGUGUUGUUAUGGGGGUGGGGCUAGACAUGAAAAGGGGAUUUCUCUGGGAGUUUCUCUACCAAACAACACUAAAAUGAAAAUGAUAAUUGGAGAAGUUUUCUCUGAGGUCCAAGAAAUUACAGAAUGGAUGACUCUCGGUGUGCAUUUGAAUCUGGAGCUACCACAACUUAAGAGAAUCGAGCUGAUGCACUCAGAUCCAAAACGACAUCUUCUUGACAUGCUAGACACUUGGCUCAAUACAAUGCCUGAAGCUUCUUGGUCGGACAUUGUUCGUGCACUGAGAAAAAUGGAGCAGAAUGUGUUGGCUGGAAACAUUGAGGCAAAGUUUAUCAACACUACCACCAACGAGGAAAUUGACGAGUGCUUUUCAAAACGCCCACGGAUCAGUGAGCCAGAAGAAUGUGCUGACAGUAAUGGUGUAAUCAAAGAGAAAGCCUUGAAACUUAAUACUCAACAUAUAAAGGAACUCUUCGCACAACUGGUUUUACACAUUCUACAAGCACUUGAAACUCUCAAGACUGAUGUUGAGGAUGUCUGCUUAGUCGUCUCAAACUUUCCCUGCUCUGCCAAGUACACAAACAUCAUCUUUUUUGACAAGCACCGAGAAGAAGUACGAAAUGCUCCAUCCUUGAGAGCCCUCUUUGCUCUUCUUGGUGAAUACGAGUAUUGGAACUGGAAGAAUUGUGGCCUCCUACAUGCACUUGUAUGGACGUUUGGAACAGAUAAAUUAAAAGAAAGAACGAAACAGUACGAAAAAGAGGUGCAGGCUUUUCACAUCAAUAUAAAGCUCAGCACUUUGGCUAGUACAGCUCCUGGUGAUGAUAAAACUGAUAAAAGGACCGAUUUUGUUAAGUUAACAGCCAAGCUUGAAAAAGGCCUUCCUUGGUCUGACUAUACCAUGCAAUGUGUUGAAAAGUUUUGGGAAUCGUUUACCAAAGAAUAUUUGCUUGAGAAGUACACACUCUUCUUUCAUAACGCCAAGCCUGGGUGUGUAUGUCUUACUUUUCUCAUCCCGGCUGCCAUUGCACCUUAUCUUAUUGUUGAGUCUCAAUCUAAGUCGGUAUUUCUGGCUUCUCAGGACAUCGUAAAGCUGACAAUUCAGGAACAGUGUGUGUUUGAGUCCGGCAACAGCUCUAAAGAGAAGCUAUCAAUUGCCCAGGCUGAAAAACCAAAUACUGAUGAUGAAUGUCUCAUAGCUGAAAAUGAUUCACUAAGAGAUCUAGUGCAGACUCUGCAGCAAGACAAUGCUGAGCAAUUGGAGCUAAUAACAGAGUUGAAGGCUCAGCAAAGGCUCACAGUGCCAGUAUCCAGUCAGUCCAUGGGAGGGAAUUCUGAGGAGGAAUGUGUCUCUUAUAACAUUGGCAAUCGCUCACAUUUUGCAUGGACUCUAAACCUCAAUGGUUUCUUUUACAACCACAUCCAUAGCCACGACUCCAAUGUUCUACAGAGUAGCUAUUUCGUUGCACCAAAUGAAAAGUCCCACUAUCAAGUGAUUCUAUCUCCUCGAUCCUAUGACAAAUGGGACAGUCGUCACUGUUCCUUGUUCCUGGUAGCACAUGGGAGUAAUGUAACAUUCCCCAGUACGGUUGUGCUACAGUGCAGGUUACCUGGGUUGCAAGGAGAAGGUGACAUAGAGCAAUAUUUCCAGUAUCAUGAUGCAGAUCUAAUUGAGCAAAGGAAGGAGAUAGCUCCUAAUUGCUUUAUCAUUAGCGGUAUGCACUCAUUCCUUAGCUACUCAUUUUUCAUGAAACAUUUGAAUGUCAUGCCAUUCUUUCAGAUAGUAGUUGAUCUUUCUUUUUAA